AUGCGGACCCACCUCUGUUCUACCUUCGUGGAUCAGACGAAAGCCUUCGACAUGGUGAAUCGCGAAGGACUGUGGAAAAUCAUGCAGGAAUUCGACUGUCCCGAGCGAUUCACUCGGAUGGUGCGUCAGCUCCACGAUGGCAUGAUGGCGCGAGUCGCGAACAAUGGAGCUGUUUUAGAGGCAUUCGCAGUGACCAGCGGAGUGAGACAGGGCUGCGUCCUCGCGCUUACACUCUUCAGUCUCAUGUUCUCUGUCGUGCUGGUGGAUGACAACCGCGACGAACGCCCUGGUAUCCACAUCGCCUACAGUACGCACGGCCACCUCAAUCAGCGACGGAUGCACUUCCAGUCGCGUGCUUCCAUAACCACCGUCCAUGAACUUCUCUUCGCCGACGACUGCGCUUUCAACGCCACCUUCGAGUACGAAAUACAAAGGAACAUGGAUCUCUUCGUCGAAGCCUGUGACAACUUCGGCCUGGUCACCAACAUGGAAAAGAUUUUGGUCAUGCAUCAACCGUCGCCCGACGCUGCCUACGUUGCCCUCAAAUCAACGUGA
Messenger RNA from Spirometra erinaceieuropaei, 555 nucleotides. Lineage: Eukaryota; Metazoa; Platyhelminthes; Cestoda; Diphyllobothriidea; Diphyllobothriidae. The record is from the annotation of a GenBank genome assembly.